Messenger RNA from Aplysia californica (California sea hare), 3781 nucleotides. RefSeq names its product phosphatidylinositol 4-phosphate 5-kinase-like protein 1. Lineage: Eukaryota; Metazoa; Mollusca; Gastropoda; Aplysiida; Aplysiidae. The record is from RefSeq and is a predicted model, not a curated record. The transcript is spliced from 10 exons. Gene Ontology annotation, biological process: phosphatidylinositol metabolic process. Gene Ontology annotation, molecular function: phosphatidylinositol kinase activity. Bases 519 to 2144 code for a protein of 541 amino acids.
AUAAUCUGUAGCUUGAAACAUUUAUAAUUAACUUAACACAUGUUUUGAAGUCUAAAAAAUAAAAAUAUUAUCAAAACUUAUGGAAACCAGAGCUUUUAACAAGUUGUUAAGGCUUUACGCGGAUUAAAGCUCUCCUGUUAAGAAGACUACAAAAUACCAUUCUUGUUUAUUGUGUCGUUUAGGAAAACAAACCGGUGUGUAUGUUACAUGUACACAGAAUUUCGACACGCGAUCGAUAGGGUCCGAGACUGGAAAUUGGGGAAUUAUGACAGAGGGGGGUGUUCGGUGGUCUCGGCCACAAUGAUCUCGGAAAGAAGAUACGGGUAUACGGCAGACUAUGUUGCUAAGAUUACAAAGAAGUAUUGUGAAAGGAUCGAUUGCGGACCUGCCUGAACAAUCAAAACGUCAUUCUUCACACAACAACAAUAAUAUACUACAACAACUUCUCAAGUGGUCGACGAGUCGGGAUGCCCUCGCCCAUGCAGCUUUCUGGCUCGUGUGAAUGACAAAUCUGCCUCAUGGCGUCGGCCAUAAAACUAGAGGAAGGGCGGUACUCUCCUGCCAUAUUUUCGUCUCGGCGUUCAACAGUUUCGAUCGCCCCAGAGGGUAGCAUGACUGAUGUCUCCUUCCGAACACCCAGGGAGGAGGCAGGUGCUGAUAAAAAAUUCAAACACAGAAAGCAUAGGCGAUGGUACCGAUUGCGAAAACGUAUGUCAAAGAAAGGUGUGGUUCCUGUAAACAAAGAUCAUCCGAGAUUUGGCCUCCUCUCCUGCAUAAGGGAAGGGCUCAGAAAGUUCUGGGUAGAAAAUCCUGAGGUUGCCCCAAAGAAAUUGCUGAACCAGUCAGACUUUGACGAUGUUAUCACAACCUCCGUGACCUACGAUGGGCAGGAGUUUGAGUUUGAGAGUUUUGCCACCUCUGCCUUCGCAACGAUACGUCAGGCUGUCAGCAUAGCAGAGUCAGAGUACAUGACCUCUGUAGCUCCGGGGAACCUGCCCUACCUGGAGUUUAUGAGCAACUCCAAGAGCGGUCAAGAUUUCUUUCUCAGCAAUGACAUGCAGUACAUGUUCAAGUCUAACAGAAGAAGGGAUGUUAUCUUUUUCUUAUCUACCUUGAGCAAGUACAUGCAGCAUUUCAUCUCCUAUCCUCAUUCGUUGCUGGUCAAAUACAUCGGCUGUUACGCCAUCAAACUGAAGGGAAAGAAGAAGAGAUUCUUCCUCGUCAUGCAGAGUAUAUUCUACCCGUCAGAUCGGAUAGAGGAUCGUUUUGAUGUUAAGGGCUGCAUUGCUGGGCGAUACCAGAAGCCAAACCGUCCUGGUUCUCAUAUCAUCACUGUCCUCAAAGAUCAGAACUUUUUCAACGAAGAACUCGACCUUGGGAGUCAAAGUGAUUGGUUCAUUAAACAAAUCAAUGCUGAUGCAGCGUUUCUCCGCUCGCUCAACUGCAUGGACUAUAGCCUUCUCGUGGGUCGACAGAAGCGCCAUCUGUCGGAGAAACAGACGGAGUCCGUGUCCACCCUAGUCCAUCGAAUCGGAAAUUCAAUAUCCCCAACAAGAAAAGGGAUGGCUCGACAGCAUCAGCUGAACUUUAGUGCCAGUGAAGCUGCUAUUGAUCUGGACUCCUCUCUCGGUGCUGAAUCCGAAAUAAAUUCAGAGAGGUUGCCCAGAAUUCAGAGUGCCUGGGAUGAAAACGUCGCAGGCUGUUCAGGCGACAACCACCAGUCAACGAAUAACAACGGCAGCGCAAUCUUUGUCUCAUCCUCGAGUCUUGAGCGGAGACCCGAGACAUCGCCUACUGCGGAGCUUCCUGGGGUGGUCAGCGAGGACGUGGUUUCCUCCAGCGUCAUUAUUCCUCAAGUCAAGGCUGGGAUUAUGUUUCCUCGGAGUCUCCUUGACGGCGUGGAGAAGUUUGAGGAAGAGCGGCGGAGACUGUUGCCCAAGUGUUCCAAUGGACUUCACAUCAUAGAGGGACCCGAACACAGGUACUUCGUCGGCAUCGUAGACUUUCUCACUCGCUUUGACUGGAGACAGAAAUCUGCACAGUAUUGGAAAAUGAUCAAGUAUGGAUGCGGAGACCAUUCUACAAAAAAUCCGGAUGUAUAUUACCGAAGAUUUGUGGAUUUUCUCAGUAAAAGAGUGAGAUAGUUAUUAAUGGGGGGUUUUUGUCCAUGUUGAACAUUACAGUCCUUCUGAAUACUGAGUUUUUGUGCAAGAAUGUAAAAAUACCUGUUGUUGAUAUAAUCCGUCAAGGCGCCUAGAAAAAAAACAACAACUGUGAAGUCCCAGAAGACAGUUGAUGAUUCUUGUCAAACGUCGCUUGUUGUUGUUAUUGUUGCUGUUGUUGCUGUUGUUGCUGUUGUUCUUUUGCUUUAGUUGCUGUUACAUCUGUGCUCAGAACACAAAACUAGCUUAGUCUGUUUACAUCCUCACAUCACAGGAUUUCAAUCCUUGGAGGCUAUUUAGAACUUAAGUUUGUAUAGAAUUAAAUAUGAAAUUAACAAACUGCAUCAUUGGCAGCAUUAGUUACACAUGAGAACAAUAAUAAGGAAAAGAUGUUUUUUUUCUCUAUUAUAAUAAAAUUAAAAGAGAAAUUUUAUUUUACCACAUUUAUAUUUUUUGUUCAGUGGAAAUGGCUCGAGAACCAAACAUUUAUGGGCUCUCCGUUAGCGAAGUUGGUUACAUGCUGGUCUCUGAUGCAUAUGGCCCUCGUUCAAAUCACAAAGAGACUUUCUUAAACUUACAUGGGAGUUUUCAAGGCUGUCCACCAACUUGACUCUCAUCUUAUUGGAGAUAAACUUUUAGGUUGAUUCACUAUAUUACAAUAUGGAGAUAUACAUAGAUAUAUAUAACCCUAGUGUUGAUAGGGCCACAAAACCCGUACCAAACCAUAUCAAAGAAUUCAUGAGAAAAUAUAGAAGCUUUCCAAGAUUUCAAAAUUUUAACUUUUUUCAAAUAGAUGUUCGACAACUAACAAAUUAUCUGUAACUUGUUGAGCUUCUUCUCCCCAGCACCGAGUGUGAUUUUUCAGCUCCUCGUCAAGCCCAUAGCUUUUAUGCUCUGGCGCGUAGUAUGAUCCCAGUUUCUCCUUAAGAAGAGAUAUAUUUUUGUGCCCAGACUUAGAACUUUAUAAUGUAGACUGAAAAAUGUGCUUUAAAAGUUCAAAGCAAAAGUUUCUUUUUGUUUCGGUCUGUCUCCUUUUCUGGAGUGUCAAACAUUUAAUUAGUGAGAUAUGAUUUUUUCUGGGGUUUUUUGUUAUUUUGUUUGUUUUGGGUUGUUGUUUUUUGGUGUUAGGUGUUAGCUUAUUUUUGUUGUUUUCAGUAAUGGCAUUGUAGAAUAGUUUGUGGUUGAAUUAGUAUUAUGAAGUUAGCGCUGUUUCAACAUGUUGAAAAAUAAUACCUGCAAGUCAAAUCAUUGAAAGUUCGAGUGAACUCAGUUAACGAAGUAUUGAUUGUGCAUAAGCCAACAUCAGCAUUCUCUUCUGUGAAAAUUACAUUGCUCUCCACAAAUUUUGUUGAAUCAACUGUUACAAUUUUUCAGGCGGGAGUUUCCUUUUCCUACUGUUCGUAUAAUAUUAUGCAAAGGCUGCACUGUGUAAUCAGUUUGGUUCUACCCAGUACACAUCGCCAGUCGGAUUCAUUGCGCUGACUCUGGACCAGUCAGUUUUUUCCUUUAUAGAUGGACUGGAUUCAACUAAGUUCACCUUUGACUUUCAAUGUCAAACAUAUAUGUGAGGCAGCGUGGUGGAAUCAGGCUCUCGUCAAAAUAAUCAAAGUGAAAAACUU